AUGGAGCAGCAGCAACAACAACAACAAUCACCUAUUGAUGCUCAUACGCCUGGAGCCAGUGCCUCUCCCAUUCGGCAACUCCCAUCACCAGCAUGGUCGCCUUAUCACCAAGAGAUACCUGCAGAAGAAAUCCUUCCCAUGUUGGAUCCCAUAUCGCCGUCAUUGCCACCAUCCACAUCGCCGGAAUACACCUUGUCAAGUGACUCCGUACCACCAUCCAUCAGCAGCUUCGAACAACAGCAAAGACAUCCGCUGAAAAGAGAAAAUGACUUGCAGCACGAUGAUGAUGAUGAUGGAAACACCACUGGAUCCGGAGAAAUUACACCCAAAGGUGCUUAUGCAUCUUCAGCGACUGUGGACAGCUACAGUAUCAGAAGCAGCAGUAUUGACGAGCAAGCGUAUGAUGCCAGCGAUGAGUAUUUGCCCGGUGAAACAAGCGAGGAUAUCACUGAAGAAGAGGUGCAAAGCAUCCACCGUCAAAAACGACCACCCACGCUUUUUACGUAUGAUGAUGAAGACGAUGAUGAUUAUGAAGAUGAUUCAACAACCAUUAUAACAACCACGAAUAGCUAUGUAUCCACCAUCACCUCCACCUAUCAAAGCACCACCGAUAUGGACGUGACAAGCAAUGAUGAAGAGCAGCAGCUGCAACCUUUGGAUGAAGAAGAGCUUGAAUUGUUUGUCAGCGAUUGGUUUGAAGAGAUACUAUGCAUGGAGCUUGAUCCACCGGAAGACCUUUUAUGGUGGUGUGUGGUAUGCGAACGACAAUACGCUCUGCCAGAAGAUGUGGUUCACCAUACUCGAGAACAACAUGGCUUCCAUUUACCUACACCACGCCCUGUGGGUCGUCCACCUAUUGACAUGUACGUUGUAUCCACCCAUAGCACACAAGUGUAA
Molecule: messenger RNA, 897 nt
Organism: Lichtheimia ornata
Lineage: Eukaryota; Fungi; Mucoromycota; Mucoromycetes; Mucorales; Lichtheimiaceae
Exons: 2
Coding region: 1-897 (298 amino acids)
Source: RefSeq, a predicted model, not a curated record